Coffea arabica (coffee) is the source of this 1923-nucleotide messenger RNA. RefSeq names its product dammarenediol 12-hydroxylase-like. The record is from RefSeq and is a predicted model, not a curated record. Gene Ontology annotation, biological process: sterol metabolic process. Gene Ontology annotation, molecular function: oxidoreductase activity, acting on paired donors, with incorporation or reduction of molecular oxygen; iron ion binding; monooxygenase activity. Lineage: Eukaryota; Viridiplantae; Streptophyta; Magnoliopsida; Gentianales; Rubiaceae.
UAAAGCACUGCAGCGUGCAAAAGAACCUUCAUCCCCAGAGCUCUGCCGGGUUUAUCCAUUCAGUUUUUCUUUGUUGACCUAAUCUUCAAUACCCAUAUUAUACUUUAAAAGAAAAAAGCCCCAAUUCCUCUGACAUGCUGAUGGAUUUCUUACAAUUUCUGCUGCUUCUUCUAUCUCUAAUUCCUGCAGCAUAUCUAUGCCUGCACAAGCUUGCUAUGAGAAAGAAGUCCCACAAUGUAACAACCGAGUCUGGGACUCGACAGCCACUGCUUCCACCAGGCACUCUGGGUUGGCCCCUAAUUGGUGAGACUUAUGAUUAUUACUCGAAACGUCGAGAAAAUCUAACAUAUAAGUUUUUAACAGAAAGGUGGAAUAAGUAUUCGUCCAGCAUUUUCAGGACUUCACUGAUCGGAAAGACCAUGGUGAUAUUUUGCAAUGUUGAGGGGAACAAGUUUCUGUUCUCAAAUGAGAAAAAGUUGGUCCAAGCAUGGUGGCCGACUACACUGGACACAAUUUUCCCCAAGACCGAUAAGAAGCCUAGCGCAGAGCAAUCACACACUCUACGUAAUCUUCUUCGCUGGAUUCUAAAGAUAGAUGGACUUCGAGAAUAUAUUUCAAUCAUAGAUGAGGUAACCAGACAGCAUUUGCAAACAGACUGGAAUUGCAAACAAGUGAGCGUUUGUGAUGUGACAAAGAGGUACUUGUUCACCUUGUCCAGUAAUAUAUUCUUGGGCAUCAAUGAUCCAGGAAAAAUUGAGAGAUUGGCGAAAAACAUGAAGUACAUAGAAGAAGGUUUUUUUUCAAUGCCAAUAAAUUUGCCAGGAACGGCUUUGAAUCGAGCCAUCAAAGCGGCCAAGCUUAUUAGUAAAGAACUUAUGGCAACAAUUAGACAAAGAAGGAUUGAUCUUCAAGGGCAUGAUUUGUCUUCAAGGAAGGAUUUCAUGUCAACCAUGCUUCUGGCAAAAGAUGAAAAUGGUCAGGCAUUUUGUGACGAAGACGUUGCUAGCCAUUUGGCUGGCUUGUUAGUGGCAAGUUUCUCAACCAUGCAUUGCACAAUUACUAGCAUCAUGAAGUAUCUUGCAGAGCUUCCGGAUGUGUACGAUUCUGUCUUUGGAGAACAAAAUGAAAUUUUAGAUGUAAAGCCAAAAGGAGACCACCUUACUUGGGAGGAUAUACAGAAGAUGAAGUACUCUUGGAGCGUUGCUAGUGAAGUCUUGAGGAUAUCGACACCAGGGUUUGGAGGGUUUAGAGAGGCUAUCACUGAUUUCACCUAUGAAGGGUUCACAGUACCAAAAGGCUCCAAGGAGCAAAUUUUACACACUGAGAAAGACCAAUUCAAAGUACAGCAAUCGACUGAAAAGAUUUUCUGGACUUUUGAUGCCACACACAAGAAUCCAAAAUACUUUCCUAAUCCUGAGAAGUUUGAGCCAUCAAGGUUUCAAGGAAACGGUCCAGCACCUUAUGCAUUUGUGCCAUUCGGGGGAGGACCACGCAUGUGUCCUGGAAAUGAGUAUGCUCGGGUGGUGAUACUUGUUUUCAUGCACAAUGUGGUGACAAAGUUUAGAUGGGAGAAAUUGAUUCCGGGCGAGAAUAUGAUAUAUUAUCCUGCUCCCAGGCCAGCUCGAGGGCUUCCAGUCAUUCUACAUCCUAACAAGCCUUGAAUUCUCCUAUUCAUUUUUGGUUCUUUGUCAAUACUUAAUGGAGCUACACUGCAAUCUUCCUGUCCUGUAAGUCAAAUAAUGCAGGAAGUGUUUGGUUUAUAUUCCGAAAUCAAAAUCAGAAUCAUAUAUAAAUCAUUGCUAUAUAAAAAGUAUCAUGAGUUUUGCUACUUUGGAGUGUAAGUAUAAGUAUCAUUGUGAUCUUAAUUUUUGUUAUUCCAAUUAUGCCCUUAUUAAUUAAUGACUGAAGUUUCAUAUUAUGCUC